AUGUUUUACUUCCAUUGUCCUCCUCAGCUGGAAGGUUCUCCUCCAUUCGGGGGACAUUCGGCAACUGAAUUUGAUGAUGGAUUUCUACGCAGGAAACAGCGGAGGAAUCGAACCACUUUUACUCUGCAACAGCUGGAAGCACUAGAGGCUGUUUUCUCUCAGACUCACUAUCCUGAUGUGUUUACCCGAGAAGAGCUUGCCAUGAAAAUUAACUUGACAGAAGCCAGAGUGCAGGUAUGGUUUCAGAAUCGAAGGGCAAAGUGGAGAAAAACUGAGAGGGGUAGUUUCGAACAAGAUGGUUCAAAGGAAGGUACUGCUGAAGUUACCUCUCCCACCAGAAACCUUAGUUCACCUCCUUCAGGUGAUUCUGCAAGGGGCAAAAAGGAAAACUUGGAUGCACAGCAGAGCUUGGGCAGAGCAGUUCCUCCAGCAACAUCAUUCUUUCCAUCUUGUUUGCCAGGAGCUUUGUUAAACACUGCCAGCUAUGCCCAAGCCUUGUCACAUGUUGCAUCUCUGAAAGGUGGUCCUCUGUGUUCCUGUUGUGUGUCCGACCCUCUGGCUCUUUCUUUUCUCCCCCCUUAUAGCUGCCAGAGCCACCGUACAGCAAGCGUGGCAGCUCUACGAAUGAAGGCAAGGGAGCACUCUGAGGCAGUCUUGCAAUCUGCACAGUUACUUCCUCCAACUGGAAGCAGUUCUGGUGCUCCAAUAAUAACUCCACAAGAAGAUGUGCAGAGAGAAAGAACAUCUCAGGUUCAAGAGCAGAAAGAAAUGGACAAAAGCAUAUGA
Bufo bufo (common toad) is the source of this 786-nucleotide messenger RNA. RefSeq names its product dorsal root ganglia homeobox (gene DRGX). Gene Ontology annotation, biological process: regulation of transcription by RNA polymerase II. The transcript has 7 exons. The record is from RefSeq and is a predicted model, not a curated record. Lineage: Eukaryota; Metazoa; Chordata; Amphibia; Anura; Bufonidae. Gene Ontology annotation, molecular function: RNA polymerase II transcription regulatory region sequence-specific DNA binding; DNA-binding transcription factor activity, RNA polymerase II-specific. Bases 1 to 786 code for a protein of 261 amino acids.